Phlebotomus papatasi is the source of this 6518-nucleotide messenger RNA. RefSeq names its product probable Rho GTPase-activating protein CG5521. Gene Ontology annotation, molecular function: GTPase activator activity. The transcript is spliced from 7 exons. Gene Ontology annotation, biological process: regulation of small GTPase mediated signal transduction; positive regulation of GTPase activity. Gene Ontology annotation, cellular component: nucleus; cytoplasm. The record is from RefSeq and is a predicted model, not a curated record. Bases 1 to 5853 code for a protein of 1950 amino acids. Lineage: Eukaryota; Metazoa; Arthropoda; Insecta; Diptera; Psychodidae.
AUGUUCACGAAAAAGUCCCAUGCCGACGUGAAGAAGUCCACCCUGAAGAUUCAGGAUUGCAAAAAGGACUCCCAGACCAGACUCCGGCAUCUCAAGACAAUCCUAGAUCAUGUGGAUCUGGAGGAGGCAAAAUCCCUGUUUGAAUCCAACUACAGUCACGUGUAUUAUGUGCUGUAUGACACCUUUAUUCAGGCUGAGUCAAAUUUGAAACAAAGAGAGCUCUCAUUUCAUAUUGUGCAUAAGGCACAUCGGGAAGAAUUGGAUGGCUCUCUGUGGCUUCUGGGAAAGAUUCUCUGUCUACUGCCGGAACUUAUUGCCAAACGAUGGCAAUGUCAUUCACUGGGAAGGAUUAUGAAUAAAUUGUUGCAUCCGGGGAAUAGUGCAAAGUUGAGGAGGGAGGGUGUGAGGUAUUUUCUGUUGUGGUAUCAGGCUAUGGGGGAAAAUGCUCCACAGCAGGUUCAUACGAUGUUUGCGGACUUGGUGCCGGGAUUGAGUAUUCCACAGAAGAGUGGAGGACUCAAUUUGGACACUGAGUACGCUGCUACGGAUAUUCUCAAUCAUCCAAAUAUGAAGCUUGAAAUGGGUACGAGUGUUUUUCACGAUACGGGCAUUCAUCCGGUGAGGAGUCCGGAGAUUUCUCCACUCUUGCCACCGGGAUCCAAUGAACGAACAGCAGCUCCAGAUCCCAGGGAUGGGCUGGAAGUUUUGCUGGAUUGUAUGGUUCAGGCUACGGGAUGUAUAAAGUGGCGCGAUAAUACACCACAGAGGCAUAUGAGGAGUUUUCAUUUUCUCCUCAAUCGCUUCCAAGAGGUCUAUUUGCCGGUUUUCUGUCCCAAUUUUGAUCUCACAACGUCCAUUUAUGAGCCCAAAUUGGAUUUGCCGACAAUGCGAACGGUGAGUCGGCGGGAAGAGGUGAUGAGUUCGUGUGUUGUGGUACUGAUCAAUUGGGUGUCACGGUUCACACAUGAGAAAGGUGUGCACAAUAGAAUGGAUCAGUUGACAAUGGAGGAAGAUGUGGGGGAAAAUGCGAGUUUACUGUGGAAUUUGCGUCAGAUGGGCUUUUCUCAGGCACAAUUGGUGAGAGAUGUGCUGUAUUCAACACGGGACACAGUUAAUUUUGUCCAUGAGGUGUACAGACAGGCAUUUCUGCUGGGUUUCUCGUCCAAGGGACAGAUUGAGGCGAUAAAAAUUGCCAUUGCUGUCUAUAGGGAUUGGAUGAGCAAUACACCGCCGCCAUUUUUGCUGGAACCGACUGAGGAUGGUUGUCAUUCCGGGGAGAAGACCCAGAGAAAUCUUCGUCUUCGUACAGAUUCCUACAUAGGUGCUAUCUACAAGGAGAAUCUGAUUAUCAGAUCCGGUCUGCAGAAUGUCCUUCAAGUCUUUGUCACUCAUGCAUCCAAUGUCUUUAUGAUCCACACAGAACAGCUCAAUAUAAUCUUCCAAUCGAAAUCACGUGAUAUCACAACAUCAGCCCUCGAUGAGCAAACGGAUAUCUGCAAGAGAGUCCUCAAUAUCUACCGGACAAUGGUGAUGAAUACGCGAAUGGAUGGAAGGAGCUGGGAACAAUUGCUGUUGGUACUUUUGCAGAUAACAUCAGUUAUUUUGAGUGAUAAUGCCUCCAGUUCGAAGAAGAACACUCUGGGAGGGAGAUUGGCUCAGCCAAUCUUCCAGACGCUCAUUGUCACCUGGAUUCGGGCUCAUACAAAUGUCCAUGUCAAUACGGCUCUCUGGGAGAAAUUCCUCUCUGUCCUGUCAUCGCUGACGCACAGGGAAGAGUUGAUAAUUGAAUGGGAUAAGACCAUGCAGACUCUGACGAGGGUACUAGCUCGUCAGGUCUACAAUCUCAAUCUACAAGAUCUGCCCCUUGAUCGUUUGGCCGAGAACAAGGGCAAAAGGAGACGAGGGGUUUCUAUUUGGCAGCAGAAUGACCAUCAGAGUACGUCUGAAGGACAAACUACGCCCAGUUCGUCAAAACCCGAACAAACAGAUGAAGGAUCAAAUGGGCAGCAGACAAGGGACCACGGCAAUCAAGCCAGGAGCAUUCCAGGUACUCCAGCACUCAAUAGGAGUUACAGCGAAGGAAGUUUGGCACCACCAAAACGCUUCCGAAGUCGCAAGCGCUUGAAACAUCACAAGGUGCCACCUCUUCCUGUCAAUGUCGAACACUCCCUCAAUCGCAUGCUCUCAAACACUCCAACCAAUUUAAGUAUUAGCUCUGAAGCUCUCAAUACAUCCCGAACCAGUCAAGUGACUGCUGAAUCCAACACUCUUAGGCGUGCUCUGUCCCUGGAUUCUAUCAGGCCUCCUGGAGAGUCAACCAGAGGUGAUGAUAGUCGUCAUGAUUCCCGUAGUCCUUCUCCCACAGCUUCCAGUGGCAUCGAAGGUGGUUCCAUCAAAGAUUCUCCGUUGCAAAUUGACAUGAUGACGGGUGAUUCAAGUAGCAUUGAUACCCAAGAUGAGGGAAAUGUUUCAAUUGACAGGAGGUCUAUUCUGGCUGGAGGAUCGGCCAGAGGAUGGCUUCCAGAUGUUGCUGCUGUCAUGUGGAAACGCAUGCUAGGAGCACUGGGAGAUGUCAAUUUGAUACAGAAUCCCAAACUCCAUGCUCAGAUAUUUCGGCAUUUGGUGGAUAUGACGUCGAGUCUGAUCAAGAUAAGACUCAAUCAGGGUAUCUCGAAUGACAAUCAAACAACUCCUAAUCCACCAAGUCUAGUACCACCAAUUGGACUGAUUGCACCGUGGUGCUUUGGGGCUCUGGCUCUAGAUGGGCAAUAUCGGGAGGGGAAGAUCUGUGCUCUGCAACUACUGUGUACAAUGGCCAAAAAUGGCCAGUUGAAUGGUAUGGAUCAGCUUCCUCUGUUCUACAGUGCUCUCCAUCAAGCCCUAACGGGCGUAGAUCGGGAUCUAGCGUACACGGCUCUUAGGUUUCUCGGGGGACCGCGUUUUCUCAGUUUACUCCUUCCUGGACAUACGCUACUGCUCUUGGAUUUGGUUCAUGCAUCGACAGUUCUCAUUACUUCGUCUAGUUGUGGAAGCCAUGCUCCGCGAUCCGAAGUAGCUGGCUUGCUGGGAUCGUUGCUGUGCUUCCCGAAGACUUCCCUUCCAAAACCCGUUCUCAAUCCAUCGGGACCCCAUGUGGACUUGAUGGAAUGUCCGGAUUUACAGGAACAUGUUCUCAAUGUUAUAAUGCGAUGCGCUCGUAGGGAACCAACUUCCAAGGCCCGUUGCAUUGCUAUAGCGGCCCUAGGGCAGUGGAUUGUUCAGAAUCUGUCAAAUUUCUCUGCAUUUAGCACCUCUGGCGGAUUCACGCAGCAAAUUCCAUCACAACAUUCACAGCGAAGUGAUCUGCAGACGGUGAUCAAUCCAAGGAUAACGGAAGCUGUACAGAUCAUUUUGCAGGCUCUUCAGUUCAAAAAUCGAACAAUAGCCAGAAUUGCGUCGGAGACGCUGAAGCUAUGUGCUGAGAAGGGAAAGUACAUUGCAAAGAUUGAAAGACUUCCACAGAUGAUCAUAAAUGCCCUGUGCAUUGCCCUAGAAAUCCAAAAUACCAGUCAUCCGAAGGAGAGUGAUAAGAUCGUGAUAAAUUCACUGUUGCUGUGCAUUGGAGAAUUUUGCAUGCAAACCCCAGUUAAGAUUCUCCAAGAAACUUCCAAUCCUGAAUCUGGAAACACUCUUAUCCUGAAUGUCCUUCGAGUACUUCAUCAUAUUGCAACGGGUACAAAGUCAGAUCGUGUGAAACUCUUUACGGCUGAUGAGGAUUUUGACAUGACAAUCACGGUGGAUGAUGCCAGGGAGACGUUGACCAAUGAACCAAGCUAUCAAACAACGGAGACCACACAGAAUUGUCUGUUUGGCAUAAGGCUCUGUGCAAAAACCGUUGCAAUGCACUUGGUAACGAACCUAGGGCAUUUUCCCAUUGGAAUAGGUGCAUCGAGGUUGAGUUCAAUGGUAGACGAGCAGGAUGAUCUGAGUUUGGUGGCAAGCCAAGCUGCAACGAAUAGUAUUCAUACGAGAGAUUCCGUCGAUUUGGGAACACCACAGGUUCUCAAUGCACCUAAUUUGCAGUUGUUUAUGCUCAACAAGAACCUAGUGGCGAGUUUUGUGGAGUUGCCAACGCUCAAGCUACCAGGCGGUGGGAUAACAGCUGGCCUGGUAACGGCUGAUCGUCAGGUGCGUUUGCUGUUGCGUGAUAUAAAUGGGAAAGCCUGCUGGGAUGCAUCGGUUCUGUAUAGAGAACCUAGGAUCCAACAUGCUUCCAGUUCGCUCAAGCUAGCUGAUCAAAGUAGUUCUGUGACAUCGGGAAUAUCAGUUCACACGAGAACUUUCAGUAUUGGAAAGAAUUUUAUGGUAUCCCUAGAUCCAAUGACAUCAAUUGUUGGAAUGCCUAUGCCACCUGUUAGGCAUACUUUGAGACACCGUCCACCGGGUCAAUUGCCCCUAGCUGGUGAUUUGGAACCUGAUCUAGAUCAACUGGAUGACUUGUUGCAGUACAUUGGACACACAAGUCCUGAAUGUUUGGAUGUCAGUCGAACCCCCCUAAAUACAGCAGGUCCUACUCCACUUGGUAACAACGUAGAAACGCAAGCUAUCUCGAUAAUACUUAAUCAGAAGAAUAUUGAACAGGAUUACAUAGCGAGACAUGCUACUUACAAUUCAGCAAUGAAUACGUGCAAUAUUUCCCAAAUAACACAGUUCGAUAGUUUCUCGGACGAAGCGUUGGAGGAAAGUGUGAGUUCGACGGGUAGGGGAGACCCGGCUUUCCACUACUGCAGACUCCUAUUUAGUCAACUGGGAUUGGCUAGUUGGGAAAAGAGGCAGAGGACAACUCUUCUAGCACGAACGGAUAAAUUGUUGCGUGAACUGCGGAAUCUGGAUACGCAAAAAUGUCGCGAAACGCACAAAAUGGCAGUGAUCUAUGUAGGGGCGGGGCAGGAGGACAAGAAUAGUAUUUUGAGGAAUACUUGUGGCAGUAGUACCUACGAGAUGUUUGUCUCAGCCCUUGGAUGGGAGAUAGAACUUGAGUCUCACAAUGGCUUUCUAGGUGGUUUGCCAAGGACUGGUUGUGGUUCCACUGCACCCUACUACGCCACUCCCUUCCUCGAGGCGAUCUACCAUGUGGCAACACGAAUGCCAUCGGACACCCCUGAAGCCAUUCUCAACAAGACGCGCCAUCUAGGAAACGACGAAGUUCACAUUGUUUGGAGUGAACAUUAUCGUGAUUACCGAAGAGAUAUUCUGCCAACUGAGUUCUGUGACGUUCUCAUUGUUGUCUAUCCGCUCAGGAGUGGCCUGUUUCGUGUUACGGUGAAUCGCAAGGCUGAUGUUCCGUGGUUUGGACCGAUUUGGGAUGAGGCUGUUGUUGGUGGAGCUUGUCUGGCGACCCUCGUUAGGGCUACAGCGAUCAAUGCUAGCCGUGCAAAGAGGACUUCGCUCAAUUUCUACCAACAAUUCUACGAGGAGAGGCAUCGAUCACUGGAAACAGUGGCUUCGAGGCACAAGGAGAAUACGACUUUUGAAGAAUUUGCCAGUCGUGUCUUCUCGCCCAUUCAAUCUGCAAGUGUUUCUGCAUCAAACGCUUCAAGUAAUGCAGGAAAUGCUCCACUGGCUGCUGCCCUCAUUGAUCAUCAGAAGAUUGCUUCGAAAACUUGGAUGCAACACUUGGAGAUCGGAGCUCGUGAGUCAAACAGUCAACAAAGUGGAAUGAGUAAUUCUUCGACUGAGAAUCCCUCACCGAGGCCACUGCGAAAGAUUACCCAUCCAUUCAAGGGUGGCAUGAAGAAGACAUCGAUCCAGCAUCACCAUCAGCAGAGCACACCGCCGGACAGUCCAACUCUGCCGGGACGGAAAUUCAAGUAAUCGUAAGAGUUAAUCAAAAAUCAAUUAACUUAAUCUUUCUCAACACACUUAUUUUCUCCAAAGUAAAGACUUAACUAAUGAUAACACAAAAUGCAUGGGGGAUCCUAUACUUCUCUACGGCGUAAUGGUCAAAUUAGGUGUCUAUUUGAAAAGAAACAAAAAAAAAACUAAAAUAUUUCUAUUAUAUUUCUUGUUAUUCACUGAGAGAUGAUGUAGUGUGAGAAAAAAUGGUGGCAUUUCUAUAUAGACAGACUCUAAAGAAAAAAAAUCUAAAACGAUCAAUUAAAUAUUCCAAAUGAAAAAAGUUAUUAAUAAAAUGUAAGAAUCACAUGGACUUGUUUUUAAAAUAUUGUAUUUUCUUCUCUUUAUAUUUAGAUUUUAUUCGUUCAAUAUUUUAUUUAUUUACAAUUUAAAGCUUUAUUCGCAUGUUUUUAUUUUAUUUCACUUACAUCUCUACUAAUUCAUUUUAAUUGAAAGAUUAAAAAAAAAACACUUAACCCGUUCUCUUUAUCAAUGGACAAAAAAGUAUUAAAUGUAAUUUAAAAAAAAUAAAGAAAAACUUAGUUUUCGUCCAGUAUUCUUGGUUUGUUGAAGAUAAUGUUCUAUAUCGAAAGCAAACAAUAAAUGUUACAGCUUAAAAUAAAAACUCUAUUAAACUUUAUAAA